Messenger RNA from Mytilinidion resinicola, 1334 nucleotides. RefSeq names its product thioredoxin reductase. NCBI's taxonomy places the organism in Eukaryota, Fungi, Ascomycota, Dothideomycetes, Mytilinidiales, Mytilinidiaceae. The record is from RefSeq and is a predicted model, not a curated record. Gene Ontology annotation, molecular function: thioredoxin-disulfide reductase (NADPH) activity. The coding region runs from base 99 to 1169 and encodes 356 amino acids. Gene Ontology annotation, biological process: removal of superoxide radicals. Gene Ontology annotation, cellular component: cytoplasm. The transcript is spliced from 6 exons.
UCGCAGCAGCCGCAUCGUUCCAGCAGCGAAACUCGGCCGCCGCGGGGCUCCCUCAACUUCCUAAACCUCUGUUUGCCAUCGCCAAAGGCUCCCGGAACAUGCACUCGAAAGUAGUCAUCAUUGGCUCGGGCCCAGCUGGCCAUACAGCUGCCAUCUAUGCUGCUCGGGCUGACCUGAAUCCGGUCCUGUACGAGGGCUUCCUCGCGCUCGGAAUUGCUGCCGGCGGGCAACUGACUACCACGGAUGAAGUCGAAAACUUUCCCGGCUUCAAGAAGAUCCAGGGAGCAACGUUGAUGGAUCAAAUGCGCGAGCAAUCUGAAGCAUGUGGCGCCGAGAUCGUAUCCCAGACCGUCGCGAAAAUCGACUUGAAGACCCGCCCCUUCAAAUACUGGCUACACCCCAUGGGCGACGACGAUGAGAUCGAACCGGAGGUGCACACCGCGGACUCAGUGAUAAUCGCGACAGGCGCAAAGGCUCGAAGACUGGAUCUGCCUGGAGAAAUCAAGUACUGGGGCAAUGGUGUGUCAGCAUGUGCUGUUUGCGAUGGCUCGCUGCCGAUGUUCAGAGACCAAGCUUUGGUUGUCAUUGGUGGAGGCGACUCCGCUGUUGAAGAGGCAUUAUACCUGACCAAGAAGGCUAAGAAGGUGACGGUCCUAGUACGGAGGGACAGGCUACGGGCUAGCAGGACAAACGCGCGCCGUUUGACGACGCACCCGAAGGUUGAGGUCAAGUUCAAUCACAGCGCCACGCUGAUCAAGGGCGACGAGAAGAAGAAUGGGCUCAUGUCGUCUCUCGUUAUUAAGAACAAUGUCACUGGAGAAGAGCAAGAAAUCGAGGCGAGAGGGUUGUUCUAUGCCGUGGGACACGACCCAGCAACCGCACUCUUCAAGGGGCAGCUAGAGAUGGACGAAGAUGGCUAUCUCAUCACACAGGCUGGUAGAGGCCUGACUAGCGUUGAGGGAGUGUUCGCUGCUGGAGAUGUACAAGACAAGCGGUACAGACAGGCCAUCACGAGUGCAGGCUCUGGAUGCGUAGCAGCACUCGAGGCUGAAAAAUGGCUCAUGGACCAAGAACCCACGGUUGAGAACGAGCUCGAUACCGAGAAUCAGGCCGAGAAGUCCCAGACGAACGGCGUUGUGCCAGAGUACCGAUCUAACCCUCUGCUAUGAGCGUUCGUGUUGAUAUGCUCUCAACGUUCGAAAAGCUUUUGGAUUCGCAUCUCUGCAUACCCGCGCGAGUCGUGCGCUAGUUACUUUGCAUCUGAUGUCUUUUGUACAUUUCUUGCUGGCAUUAUCACCGGCCAGCGACCUUCUAUCCGAGACUACAUAGACUUU